UCUCUCUCUCUCUCUCUCUUUCUCUCUAGUCACUGCCUGUACACGAAACAUCGUACAAUCACCAAGAGCAGAAUACAAAAAAGACCAAAGCUGUGUGUGUGCGCCCACGGUCGUUCUCCGUUGCAAUGUCCUUGGGUUUUGUCGAUUUCAGGGAAGCAGGCGAGACCUUUGGCGGAUUGUCGGGGAUGCUGCGCCAGAUCCUCUCGCCCUCGCCCGAGACUGGGGAGGCUGGCAUGUCCUCCGUCAAUUGUAAUCUUCUACAGACCAACUCCAUAUAUACGAACCAAUCGUCGAUGCUAUCGUCGACAUUACUAAACACCAUUCCUCCGCACUUUCAGUCCGUAUGCCCGGAUCAGUCCCUGCUCGACCAGAUGCAGAUCCUCGCGGAGUCCUAUCCAUGUCCCACCUGCGGCCUGGAGUUCCGAAGCGUCCUUAAACUGAACUAUCACAUGCGUACGAGCCAUGUGAUGCGUCCAGAGUAUGAGCAUAAUGUCGAGAAUCAACCGCGGUACUCGUGCGCUGUCUGCUCGCGUAGCUUCGUCUCUCUGAGUCACCUCAAGUUACACGAGCUCACACACACCACCGCGUCCGUGACCUCGUGCGCGUCGACCUCUGCGAACCUCAUGUCGCCCGACAGCGAUAACGGUAAUAUGGAUAAAAUGUUUUCCUGCGAUCUCUGUCGAGCGACUUUUCGUUAUCGUACGCUGCUGGAACGUCAUCGAAGGAUGCACGACAUCGAUCCGGAGAAAAUGUACUCUUGCCCCAGGUGCCUGAUGCGCUUCGAGACGCGUAAUCUGUAUAAUCACCAUGCGAAAACUCACAGACCAGUCCCGGCAACGGGUAACGACAACAACCGAAUGAUGGUCAGCGCGUCGAACACAGUAGUGCCGUCGUCCGUCGUCGACCCGGUCACCGCCGCCGUCAACCUCGGCGGCCCCAUCAUGCCCGCCAAAUCCAUGACCUCUUACCCCUGCGACUCGUGCUCCAAACAAUUCACUACUGCCGAGUCGCUGACUACGCAUAAGGCGGUGCACAGACCCAGACCGUUGGUGUGCAACGUCUGCGGCAAGGGCUUUACGCACCGCAAGUAUUACGUGGUGCAUCAGCGCAUUCAUACGGGCGAGAGGCCGUAUCUCUGUGCCAUGUGCGGCAAAUCGUUCACGCAGGCAUCGACGCUCACCGUGCACCGCCGUUAUCACACGGGAGAGCGUCCGUACACGUGCACGUUUUGCGGGAAAGGAUUCGUCACACGAACGAUCAUGCUUAAUCACAUGAAGAAGCAUUGAAACCUCCAAUUGAUCGGUGUUUCACGGCAAUUAUACAACUCGCGAUAGAUCCUUCAAAGAGAUCAUUCGGGGAGACGUUAAAGAGAUGCAAUUUUAUGUAGGAUAUUUUGUUAAUGUUCUUUGAGAGGAAGGAUAUUGAGAGAAUUAACUGAUUUUGAUUUAAUCGAAUGAUUUAAUAUGCAGUCGAGAUAUACAAUAUUUUUUGCGUGAUGAUUUUUAAAGAAGAAAUUCUCUCUUAAAAUCUCUGAUUAAAAUAUGUUUUCCGUUGUGAACAUUUCAGGUGCUUUUUCUAUUCGGAUUAUCAUGAUUACCGGAGGUAAUUAUUGUCUUAUAAGAAUGUCAUUGUAGAACAUCGAUUUGUCGAAGUGCCUAAAAUUACUCGAGUUACUAAUACGGUAUAGUAAUAAAUAAGUAUCGGUACAAUAUAUAACAAGCGAAUUAAAGCUUGUGAGUUGAUUUUUUUAUGAAGAUGUUUCACGUGAUAAUAUCUUUAAACAUUCUAUAGUUUCGGAUAAAAUAUAUUUAACGAUUGGAUAUUUGACGAUCGAAUCAGAGUCACGACAAAAAAAAUAAGCUAAUCUUAUUCUAUAAUCAUAAAUGUCGUCUCAUCACUGUGAUAUUGUUUGUACAUUAUAUAAAAUAUUUAGAGAGUAAUAUUAUUAUUAAAUACUUGACGGAUCUUUCUGUCGUUCUGAAUGAAAGCUAAUUUAGCCUAAUUCAGUUUUGAAAAAAAAAAAUUAGUACCUGCCUAAAACGAUCACAUAAAAGUGCCUAAAAAUCGCAAAUUCAAUCUCAAUUAAUUAAAAUCGCAAUUUUUUCACUUGAACAAAUUUGGAAUAAAAAUAUUCGACAGGUAAUAUAUUCGCGGAUAAAUAAAUUUGAUUAUUUUUAUAUUACGCAUAUAAAAUUAAAUUUUUUACAUUAAACCAUCGGUGAAUUGGUAAUAUGUUCAAUGCAACAAUUAAUUUCAACAUAAAACUAUAUUCAGGUGCCUUCAAUUGAUGAAUAACGAAAGACAGGGUAAAAAUACAUAAUAAAUGUGAAAUGUAAGUAUAUGAAGACGCUUAAAUAUUUAUAUAUAGAAUUGGUAGUAGAAGUUAUACACGAUUCAAUAUCUUGAACUUUGGAUAAAAUAAAUGUAGCAAUAUCUAGUAAUACUUCGCUGAUAAUUCAACAAUUUUAUUGCUUGCAAAUUUACUUUUUCUCUCAUUACAACAUCGUAAAUUAUAUUUCUGUAAUCAGAUGCGUUUUUAUCUAUAUCCUAAUAUUUAAUACAGAUGUCUCUUU
Molecule: messenger RNA, 2573 nt
Organism: Harpegnathos saltator (Jerdon's jumping ant)
Lineage: Eukaryota; Metazoa; Arthropoda; Insecta; Hymenoptera; Formicidae
Product: zinc finger protein 26-like
Exons: 2
Coding region: 126-1286 (386 amino acids)
Source: RefSeq, a predicted model, not a curated record